Ectocarpus sp. CCAP 1310/34 is the source of this 2459-nucleotide messenger RNA. NCBI's taxonomy places the organism in Eukaryota, Phaeophyceae, Ectocarpales, Ectocarpaceae. The record is from the annotation of a GenBank genome assembly.
UGAGGGAGCGAGGGUCGGCAGCUGCGACGCCGGCGGUUUCUGCAAACCCCCAUGCUCUUGUUGUGGGCCGUGGUUUCGGACACGGCGGCAACGGGGGGAGCGGGGGGGGCCGGAGGCCAGCGGCCGAAUGGCAACAACGGCGACGGCCGCGGGCAACACUGGUCCUCUGGGGGCGGUGCUGUCCAACCGCAACAGCCGCAGUUGCAGGUGCAGCAGUACCGGCAGCCGCAACAGCCGCAGCGGCAGAUGCAACAGCCGUACCAACAGCCGCGGCAGGAGGUGCAUAUGCAACAGUCGUACCAACAGCCGCAACAGCAGAUGCGACACCAACAGACGUACCAACCGCAGUCGCAGAUGCAGUCGCACCGGCAGCCGCAGCAGCAGCGGCAGCAGCAACAGCCCGCUAUGGACGGUGUUGGUGGCAUCUACGAUUGCGGUUGUAAUGCCGUGUAUCAUCAGCCGGAAUCACCACCUCCACCUGGCGCGCCGAUGGGCACAGUGCACAGAUGCGGCCGCUGUGGAAGGCACGGUCACCACGCCAUAGAUUGCGCCGCCCCCCGCAGAUUCGAGGGCACGUCCGGUGCGUGCGACCAGUACGGUCACAUGUGGCGCAACUGUGCCAAAAGCAACCGGCACCCCCACCUCAACGUCGUCACUUCUGCUGGUGCCCUCGGUCCGGAGUACGCGUACACCACCGCGGAUACAUCGGCCGUCCAAUUUCGUGAUGUCCCGGCGGCCGAUGGCGUAUACUACAGUGACACCAUGCUGGCCGGCGCUGGUGGCGGCGGCAACGGUGGUGGUGGUGCUGGCGGUGGCGGCAGCGGCGGUGGCGAUGGCGGUGGUGGCGGUGGGGUGAUCGUACAGCAGCAGGUCGUGACACCGGGCGAACCCUAUUUGAUUUUGCCGACAUUUUUCACGGCGGCGGCGGCGUGGAAGGUGAAAAUGGCGGCGGCAGCGGCGGUGGUGUGGCGGCGGGAGCGGGCCCUGAGGCGCUUCGCGACGGCGAGGGUACCUUCGGUGGCGGUCUCUUCGCGAUGCACUUUGUCUGUUCCGUUACCUCAUCCCCCCCCGUGCGCAAAACAUCCGACGUUUCCCACAUCGCCCGGGUUCGACGGUCUGCCUUGGAGACACCGGCGCCGUAGCCCACGUGGUCCCUUCUGGGGAAAACGUGUACAACAGGCGCCCGCCGCUCCCGGAGGAGCGACAUCUCAUGCUUGGCGACGGCAAGCACAUCCCGAGGUUUUCGGUGACUUGGAUGUGAUCUUCCACUGCCCUGAGGACGUGCGCGUCACCCCGCACAAUGUUGGUGUGGUACCGGGUUUGGCGCUAGAUAUUCUGUCGCUGAACAAGAUCCAGGGUCGCCAUGAGAUAAAGCUUAACCGCCAUGGAGCGUCGAUCUUGGGGGGGCGGGUGCGCAUGACAAAAUUCCCUUACGGGGAUUACAUCCAGGGGACUCGCGUUGAUCCACUGCCUCAAGGCGAUUCACCUCCUCAGCCCCCCGCGAUGGUUGCGGUGAUGCUACGGCCUGGCACGCAAUCCAGCAUCGACUACAACGCUCUUCACUGCUCCCUCGGUCAUGCCAAUUCCAAGACGCUGUACGAGACCGCCAGGCAGAUGGGUAUCAAGGUGACCGGCACUCCGGAGUACUGCGAUGGAUGUGCGGAGUCGAAGGCGAUUCAGCGCUCGGUCCCCAAGGUCAUCUCCCCCUCCCGCCGGACGACGCGGCCUCUUGAGCGUGUCGCGAUGGACCUAGCCGGUCCGUUCGGCCAAUCCAGCGGCGGUGCCAAGUACUACGUGAUGCAGAUCCUGGACCACCAUACCAACUACGGAUGGAUUUGCUUUCUGCGGGAGAAGAGCAGUACAAACGUGGUUGCGGCCUUUCGUGCGUGGUAUGCCUCCAUCAAAUCGCUCGUGGCUACUCACGGGGGGCUGGGCUGCGUUCUGAUCGACAACGGCACCGAGUGGGUCAACGCGGAGUUUCGGGGGCUGCUGGCGGAGCUGAACAUUACGCGGGAGCUCACGGCGGUCGACGGGCCCAAGAGCAACGGUCGUGUGGAGCGGAGGAUUGCACUAGUGAUGGAGGGGGGCAAGGCUGCGUUUCUGGAGUUCCCGAAGCUUUUCCCCGGAGUUAUGUUCCCGACCAAGGCGCUGUCCUUCCGGGCCAUCUGGCCCGAGGCCUUCGCGUGGAUGAACGACUCUCUGAACAUCGCAGCGGAGGUGAGCAAGGAAGACAAGCGGUGCCCGGAAGUUAAGCUGUACGGCAGGAGGAGGAUCCGAGUGCUUCUGCCGUUCAUGAUGCCCGGCUUCCGUCACCGUCACCGCCCGUCCACGAUGCACAGCAAGGGGGAGCGGUGCUUCUAUCUUAACUCAGGCCAGGAUCAUUCGUCGACGACGUACAAGAUCAGCACGCCGACUGGGGUGCCCACCUACUCCUAACACUGCACCUUCGGCUUCAGCAG